Molecule: messenger RNA, 1195 nt
Organism: Diprion similis
Lineage: Eukaryota; Metazoa; Arthropoda; Insecta; Hymenoptera; Diprionidae
Gene: Sgf29
Product: SAGA-associated factor 29
Exons: 6
Coding region: 129-1028 (299 amino acids)
Cellular component (GO): SAGA complex
Source: RefSeq, a predicted model, not a curated record
UUAUCCCGCACUCAAGGUUUCAUUAUACAAUUAUUUGUGUACUGUAAUUAUCCCACAAUUUGUAAAUUAUAAUUCAUUUGUAAAGCAAUAAUAUUUUUAUAAAGAACUGCGCCAAGUAACUUCAGCCCAUGAGCUCUCCUUCAAAGAUGCCGUUCACAGCUGACGCAGCGGCACAUCAAAUACAGGAGCGGCUCAAGAACAUAUACAAUUUAAUAUUUGAGAUAGAAGAAGAACGCAAUCGAUCCGAACAUAAUUUGAAUAAUAUCACCAAGGCUCAUGAUAAAAUAACACCAGACGAUAAAGUCUCUCCUUACUAUCAACAAAAAUUAAAAAGUUUAUAUAGCGCUGCUGUUUCUGAUGCUCAACAAGAAGAGGAGCUGAUACGAAAAGCGCUGGCUAAAAUUAACGAAAUUAGGGCAAUUCGAAAUGAGCGUAGAAUUCAAGCACGUAAUGCCGGAAACAAGGAAACAAUACGACGAGGUGCAUUGAUGAAAAUGUUGUUAAGCUCUGCACAAACUCUACCACUUUACGUUGGUAAAUCACCUGGAGCAAAACCGCCCCCACUAUGUGGCGCAAUUCCAGCUGAAGUUACAUAUAUAGCAAAGAUGGGAGAUAUGGUUGCCGCGCUCGUAAAGGGAUCAGAAGAAGAGGAGAAUUGGAUUCUUGCUGAAGUUGUUCAAUUUAAUCCAACAACGAGUAAAUAUGAAGUCGAUGACAUAGAUGAGGAACAAAAGGAUAGACACGUUCUUUCAAAGCGACGUGUUGUCCCGUUGCCUCUGAUGCGAGCAAACCCAGAGACAGAUGCCCACGCAUUAUUUCCAAAAGGAUCUAUAGUUAUGGCGCUCUACCCGCAAACAACAUGCUUUUACAAGGCUGUUGUUAAUCAGCUACCGACUACCGCGACUGAAGAGUACGAAGUACUAUUCGAAGAUGCAACGUAUGCAGACGGAUACUCCCCACCUUUAAAUGUUGCGCAACGUUACGUUAUAUCCAUAAAGGAGAGUAAGAAAAAUAAAAGUCAAUCUUGAAGAGAAGCAAAUGUAUUAUUCACUCUAGAGAAUCAGUAACGUAUGAUGAUGAUAUUGGAAUUUUCGAAGCAUUAAUUCAGAUAAAAUCACGUCUAAUCGAGAUGGUGUACAAUUCAAAUCAUGCAAUCAUACCACUGCCAUGAAUUAUUUUCAUAAUUACAGUACGA